CGUAGCUGCUGCAGCGUUAGAGUCGUUCUGGGUUUCCUGUUUAUAGAGCGAGCUGGAGAGGGAGCUGCUUUCUCCCCCGAGUCAACGUCACUAACACAUCCUGAACUUUCUCUUCUCAGUGGGUCUGAAUGGUUUGAAAAGAGGCAAAGUGCAUGUGAAGAAACAAAAGCAGAAGCGUGAAAGCUGUGGGAACAUGCUGAAAAACAAGCAAAGAGCACAAGGCCCAACAUACAAAGCUAAUGUUGGGCCACAUGUGCUGCAUCAUUAUCAGUUCAGAGUGUUUGACAUUUUAGGACAUGCAAUUAUUUUUUUAAAAGUUAGGUGAGAGCUAAAUAAAUGAGAUGUUAACUUGUUCAUUAACGAGCCUCAGAGGUGCUGACAGACAUAGAUAGGUUAAGUGUUUCCAUCUGCUUCCAGUCUUUAUGAUAAGCUCGCUGCCUGGAAGUGGUAUCCUCAUAUUUGAAAUAUUAGAGAAGCCUAUUGAUCUUCAUGUUCAACUUGCAACAAGAUAAUAAGCGUGUGUAUUGCAUUCAGAUGGUCACGGUGUUGUACUUGUAAUUAGAAGUGCAGUACUGCAUCAAACUGUUGUAGACAGAGUGACAGUAAUUGGACAUUGCACUAAACUUAUCACGUGUCAGUAAACAAAGCGGUUCACAAAGGAGACUGAAUCUUAUCAGUGAAGAAGCACCAAAGGGGUACAAGGUUUUUUUUUAGCAAACAAGAUGCAGCAGUUUUGUUUUAAUUCAAAUACGGCCUCCAUGCAUGAGCUUGUGGGACCAAGCUGAAGGAGAGUGUCUCACCCCUCAUAUGCAACUGCGAGUGGACUUUAGAGCAGAAGUCAUGUCAGUGGGAGCUGCGACUCUUCUGCUCCUGCUCUGCUCCAUGUGUGAUUCUCUGGACGCUGACUGGGAGUUGGAAACUAAUUUUACGGACCUCAGUGAUGCAAUCGAUUACAAGGAUCCCUGCAAAGCUGCUGCCUUUCUGGGAGACAUUGCUCUGGAUGAAGAUGACCUCCGCAUGUUCAGAGAGGCCCACAGCCUCCAGACCAACCGAACACACUCAGUCAACAGUUCCACCUCCGACGGGAGCAUCAGGAGUAAAAGAGGGACAAACGGGAUUCUCCAUCGUCUGAGGAGAGCGGCCACCUCCAGACCAGAGCGAGUGUGGCCCGACGGCAUCAUACCGUAUGCGAUCAGUGGGAACUUUAGUGGCAGUCAGCGAGCCAUUUUCCGUCAGGCGAUGCGUCACUGGGAGAAACACACUUGUGUAACCUUCACUGAGAGGACGACUGAGGAGAGCUACAUCGUCUUCACCUACAGGCCGUGUGGGUGUUGCUCCUACGUGGGGAGGAGAGGCAGCGGCCCUCAGGCCAUCUCCAUAGGGAAGAACUGCGAUAAGUUUGGCAUCGUGGUGCAUGAGCUCGGCCACGUGAUCGGAUUCUGGCACGAACACACGCGUCCGGACCGUGACGAGCACGUAAGCAUCAUCAGAGACAACAUCCAGCCAGGACAGGAGUAUAACUUCCUGAAGAUGGAACCGGGCGAGGUCGACUCACUGGGGGAAGUAUACGACUUUGGCAGCAUCAUGCAUUAUGCAAGGAACACAUUUUCCAGAGGAAUCUUCUUAGACACAAUCUUGCCGCGUUAUGAUGUCAAUGGAGUCAGGCCACCGAUUGGACAGAGGACCAGGCUCAGCAAAGGGGACAUUGCACAAGCUCGCAAACUAUACAAAUGUGCAAAGUGCGGUGAGAGCCUGCAGGACAGUGCUGGAAACUUCUCCUCGCCUGGUUUCCCCAGCGGCUACUCGGCAUACGCUCACUGCGUCUGGAGGAUUUCUGUCACUCCUGGAGAGAAGAUCGUUCUGAACUUCACCUCCAUGGACCUCUUCAGGAGUCACUUGUGUUGGUACGACCACGUGGAGGUCCGAGACGGCUUCUGGAGAAAAGCUCCCCUGAAAGGUCGUUUCUGUGGAGACACACUUCCAGAUCCCAUCGUCUCCACUGACAGUCAACUGUGGAUUGAAUUCCGGAGCAGCAGCAGCUGGCUGGGCAAAGGUUUUUCAGCUGUUUAUGAAGCCAUCUGUGGGGGAGAGGUGACGCGGGACAGUGGCCAGAUCCAGUCUCCGAAUUAUCCCGAUGACUACCAGUCCAAUAAAAUGUGCGUGUGGAAAAUCAAAGUGGCAGAGGGCUUCAAUGUUGGCCUCUCUUUCCAGUCGUUUGAGACUGAGAGACACGACAGCUGUGCCUACGACUACGUGGAGGUCAGGGAUGGCGGCUCGGAGAAGAGCCGGCUGAUCGGCCACUUCUGUGGCUACGACAAACCGGACGACAUCAAGAGCAGCUCCGACCAGCUCUGGCUGAAGUUCGUGUCUGACGGUUCAGUCAACAAAGCCGGAUUUGCAGCCAACUUUUUUAAAGAGAUGGACGAGUGCUCCAGACCUGACAACGGUCACUGCGAGCAGCGGUGUCUGAACACGCUGGGCAGCUACAGGUGUGCCUGCGACCCCGGAUAUGAGCUGGCGGCCGACAGACACAGCUGUGAGACAGCUGCCUGCGGUGGGUUCAUCACCGUGCUGAACGGCUCGCUCACCACCCCCGGCUGGCCCAAAGAGUACCCACCCAACAAGAACUGUGUGUGGCAGCUGGUGGCGCCCAUCCAGUACCGCAUCACCCUGGUGUUCGACGUGUUCGAGACCGAAGGGAACGAUGUGUGUAAAUAUGAUUAUGUGGAGGUGCGCAGUGGCUUGAGCUCAGACUCAAAGCUUCAUGGGAAAUUCUGCGGAGCAGAGAAACCCGAGGUCAUCACCUCCCAACACAACAACAUGAGGAUUGAGUUCAAGUCGGACAACACCGUGUCUAAGAGGGGCUUCAAGGCUCACUUCUUCUCUGAUAUAGACGAGUGCUCCGAUGACAAUGGAGGCUGUCAGCACGAGUGCGUGAACACCUUCGGGAGCUACAGCUGCCAGUGUCGCGGGGGCUUCACGCUGCACGACAACAAACACGACUGCAAGGAAGCCGGUUGUGAUUAUGCUGUGAACAGUGCGUCGGGAAUAAUCAGCAGCCCCAACUGGCCUGACAGAUAUCCCAGCAAGAAGGCCUGCACCUGGUCUCUGUCCACAACCCCGGGCCAUCGCAUCAAACUCGUUUUCAACGAGCUCGACAUGGAGGCCCAUCUAGAGUGCGCCUACGACCAUCUGGAGAUCUUCGACGGGCGAGACGUCCGCGCCCCGAGUCUAGGACGCUUCUGCGGCACCAAGAAACCUUCUCCGGUCAUUUCUAGUGGCAACAAAAUGUUUCUGCGGUUUUCCUCAGACAACUCUGUGCAGAAAAGAGGCUUCGAGGUUUCAUACAGAGCAGGAUGUGGAGGGAGCCUGAAAGCCGAGGUCAAGACAAAAGAUCUGUUCUCUCAUGCACAGUUUGGAGAUAACAACUAUCCCAGUGGCUCUGACUGUCUGUGGGUGGUCACCGCCGAGAAGGGCUACGGAGUGGAGAUCAUCUUCCGAGUGUUCGAGAUCGAGGAGGAGGCCGAAUGCGGGUACGAUUACGUGGAGCUGUACGACGGCGCUGACAUCAAGUCUCCUCGGCUGGGACGAUACUGUGGAUCUGGGGCUCCAGAAGAGGUCUAUUCAGCUGGAGACGCCAUCAUCUUAAAGUUUCACUCGGACGACAGCAUCAACAAAAAGGGCUUUCACGUACGCUACACGAGCACCAAGUUCCAGGACACGUUACACGCGAGCAAGUGACUCUGACUGUCUGAUCCCAGCCCCAAACCAAAUCGCAGACUUCACCCCUAGCAUUUGGUCGAACACGCCCUUUUCCAGACGAGGAGUGGAUGCACGGGAUUGACACCACAAACACCAGCAGACGCAUACUUCACAUUCACGUCUGCUGGAGAGUGAAACCACGCAGAAAAAUUAUAGCUGCACAGGAGGAAAAGUUUGAAGUGACUGUUUUGAGUAAAUUCAGCCUGUAUUGAAUGAUUGUCAUAACACUGCAAAGAUAUAAAAUGUAUAUAUUGUGAUAUAGUUUGGCUUGUUGUUGUGUUUUUAUGCACUUUGUUGUAUUCUAUCUAUUUCAUUUUACUUUGCUUUAGCUUUUCAUUUUCAGAUGCAGAACAGUCCCACACAGUAUGUUUCCAGCUUCCUUUUUAAACCACUAGUUUCCAGACUACAAGUGCUGUUUUCCUCAGACUCGUGUUUUUGUGCUUUAAAUCUUUUUGCAACACACAGUCGUGCACCGUGAUAACAGAGGAAAUCAACUCCUCGAACUUGAGUCUUUCCAAUAUUUCUCAAUAUAUCUCCAUUACAUGUGUUUAUAUCCCUCAAGAGACACUCAACACCAGCUGGAAGUCGUAUUUUUGCUUAUUCUAGUUGUUUUGUUUCUUGGUUGUGGUCACAGGGGAAAGAGUUCACGCUCCUUAAGCCUCUAUUAUAAUUCCUUUCAGACGGACACCACUCACAUGUCUGCUUGGGCCCUGUGGUGCCGUAGAAGGUUCUUAGUUCGAAUCCUGGUUUGACCGGGUUCUUCCUGUGAGGAGUUUGCAUGAUCUCCCUGUGUGAACGUGGUUUUCUCUGGGUACUCCGGCUUCCUCCGUCUAAAGGCAUGCAGAUUUAGGUUAGGUUGAGACUUUACAUUGACCAGAAGUGUGAAUAUAAGUCUUAGUGGUUGUUGGUCUCUGUAUGCUGGCCCUGUGAUGUGCUGGAGACCUGUCCAGGGUGCAUUCUGCCUCUAG
Paralichthys olivaceus (Japanese flounder) is the source of this 4730-nucleotide messenger RNA. Lineage: Eukaryota; Metazoa; Chordata; Actinopteri; Pleuronectiformes; Paralichthyidae. The record is from RefSeq and is a predicted model, not a curated record.